Molecule: messenger RNA, 1585 nt
Organism: Aricia agestis (brown argus)
Lineage: Eukaryota; Metazoa; Arthropoda; Insecta; Lepidoptera; Lycaenidae
Product: tektin-1
Exons: 1
Coding region: 194-1480 (428 amino acids)
Biological process (GO): cilium movement involved in cell motility; cilium assembly
Cellular component (GO): microtubule cytoskeleton; nucleus
Source: RefSeq, a predicted model, not a curated record
UCUACCUGCGCCAUCCCCGCCGCGUGUGUCUAUCAAUCUGAUUGGAAACCGUAAAAAACUCGUUUGUUUGAUCGAACGUGUUCGGAGUUGCUAUGACGAUAAACAGUUUUGUCAUUUUGUGAAGUUUGCUUUCAAUAAGUUUUUUGAGGCUUGGGAAAAUUAUUUUGUUUAAUUCUAAAAUCGUUUUAUAAAUAUGGGGGAAGCACAAUUCGGUAUACGGAACUUCAUCGGAGCACCCGUAGCCACGACUAGACUAUCAGAGCAGGCGCUAGUAUGUAUGCCGCCGAGAUGUGCCAAGUUUACAUUCGAGGAGUGGAAAAGAAGUAACGAGCAGCGAUGCAGAAAUACAGAGGAUCAGCAGCAGCUCGCCGAUCGCGUUCUCGGCGAAUGCGAGAGACUCCGGGAGGAGACCGCAGAGCGUACGGCUAUAAUGAAAGCGACAACCGAUAGGCGCAUCGAAGAAAGAAUAGGUGAUGUCGAAUUCAACAAAAACGAGCUGCAACGACAGAGAAAAGAAAUCUGCUUAGAACUCGAAGCUUUGGGCGUUUAUAAGACUCGUUUGCAAGAUUGUCUGGCAUCUUUGAAGGCGAAUGCUCUGGCUAUAUGUCGAAAAUGUUUGAUGUUGCGAGACGGACGUCUUGGAAUAGAUUUAGUUGUCGACGAUGUAGAAGAUGCUUUGCAACGUGAGAUUACUGUCAUACUUGGAGCGCAGAGUCUCCUCAAUCGCGCACUGGAACAGUUAAACGAGCAAAUGAGAAGAUUGCGUUCCUGCCGAUACCUUCUGGAUCGUGAUCUUCAGUACAAGCAGUCCGCCAUCGAUAUAGACAAAAACUGUUUGUCGCUCAAACCUACAGACCUAUGUUUGUCAAUAUACGAGGGAUUUUCUAACCUGGACCCAGCUAAUAUUUCAGCGUACGAGUACAAUGCAUAUUCUGCUAAAAAUAUUCAAGCGGCCGGCAGAGAGGUGACUAGCGCUCGACCCAUCCGAGUUUAUAUUGACACCCUCCUGAAACAAGUUAUCGAUGAUCUCUGGGACGCGUACAACAAAUGCAAUCACGCAUUUAAUGUUCGCAUAGAACAGACGAAGAUAGCCAAAGGAAACUUAGAGGAUAUGCACCGAGAGACUAGCAGGAAAAUUUCUGAGAUGCAAAACAAUAUACUUGAGUUGCAAAAGGCUUUGGCGGCUAAGGAGGGAAAUAUAGGACUAGCGCAUACGAGGCUCGGAAGACGGGCUCAGAGGGUAGAGGCAGAGUUAGUUCGGGACCCUCCAGGGCAGGCUCUGUACUACGAAUGUGAGAUGCUACGUCACAGUACCAAGCAGCUGCAGCAAAUGCUUCACGAGGCCAAUGCGUCCCUACGCUACUUGCUACAAACCCAGAUACAACUUGAAGAAGACAUCAAUAUUAAGAUGAAUACGUUGAAAAUUGACGAAGUGGACUGUAUGACUUUGAGAGCUACUAUGGACUAUCACGCAUACUAAAUACUAUAGAGUCUAGACAAUGUUUCUAAAUAAUAUAUUGUUAAGAAGUUUAUUGUCAUGUCGAAAAAUAUGUAUUCAAUUAUAAUAAAUGGUACUUUACAAUGC